GGCGCCAGCGGGGCCGGCCCGGCGCGGCGGUGACUGCGGAGCCUGCCCGUCCGGGGGACGCCCCCGCCCGCUCCUCCUCGUCGUCGUCCUCGUCGUCGUCGUCGUGGUCGUCCUCCCGCGGAGGCAGAGCGCGUCGCGCAGGCCCCCCCAGGAGCAGGACGAAUGUAUGACAACAUGUCCACGAUGGUGUAUCUAAAGGAAGACAAGUUGGAGAAGCUGACGCAAGAUGAAAUUAUUUCGAAGACAAAGCAAGUUAUUCAGGGACUGGAGGCGCUGAAGAAUGAACACAAUUCCAUCUUGCAGAGUUUACUCGAAACCCUCAAAUGUUUGAAGAAAGAUGACGAAAGUAAUCUGGUGGAAGAGAAAUCAAACAUGAUUCGGAAAUCGCUGGAAAUGCUGGAGCUUGGACUGAGCGAGGCGCAGGUAAUGAUGGCUUUGUCAAAUCACCUAAAUGCCGUUGAAUCGGAGAAACAGAAAUUGCGUGCUCAGGUGCGCCGGUUGUGCCAGGAAAAUCAGUGGCUGCGGGACGAGUUAGCUAACACACAACAGAAAUUACAAAAGAGUGAACAAUCUGUGGCUCAGUUGGAGGAAGAAAAGAAACAUCUGGAAUUCAUGAAUCAGUUGAAAAAAUAUGAUGACGAUAUUUCUCCAUCAGAGGACAAAGACACUGAUUCUACCAAAGAACCUCUGGAUGACCUCUUCCCCAAUGACGAAGAUGAUCAAGGACAAGGAAUCCAACAGCAGCAUAGCAGUGCAGCGGCCGCUGCCCAGCAAGGUGGCUAUGAAAUUCCUGCCAGAUUACGGACCCUUCAUAACCUUGUCAUCCAGUAUGCUUCCCAAGGUCGAUAUGAGGUCGCCGUACCCCUCUGCAAACAAGCCCUGGAAGAUCUAGAGAAGACUUCUGGACACGAUCACCCAGAUGUGGCCACGAUGCUGAACAUACUGGCCUUGGUGUACAGGGAUCAGAACAAAUACAAAGAUGCAGCUAACCUACUGAAUGAUGCCUUGGCUAUUCGUGAAAAGACAUUGGGCAAAGACCACCCAGCGGUGGCCGCAACACUGAAUAAUCUUGCAGUGCUCUAUGGUAAAAGAGGGAAGUACAAGGAAGCUGAGCCUUUGUGUAAGAGAGCUCUGGAGAUCAGAGAAAAGGUUUUGGGGAAGGAUCACCCGGAUGUUGCCAAGCAGUUAAAUAACUUGGCCUUAUUAUGCCAGAAUCAGGGCAAAUAUGAGGAGGUGGAAUAUUAUUAUCAACGAGCACUUGAGAUCUACCAAACCAAACUGGGACCUGAUGACCCUAAUGUGGCGAAGACGAAAAAUAAUCUGGCAUCCUGCUAUUUGAAGCAAGGCAAAUUUAAACAAGCGGAAACUCUGUAUAAGGAGAUCCUAACUCGUGCGCAUGAAAGGGAAUUUGGCUCUGUAGAUGAUGAGAACAAACCCAUUUGGAUGCAUGCUGAAGAGCGGGAAGAGUGCAAAGGAAAGCAGAAGGAUGGAACGUCUUUUGGAGAAUACGGUGGCUGGUACAAAGCCUGCAAAGUUGACAGUCCAACGGUGACAACUACUUUAAAGAACCUUGGGGCACUUUACAGGCGCCAAGGCAAGUUUGAGGCGGCUGAAACGUUAGAGGAAGCGGCAAUGAGGUCUCGCAAACAGGGUCUCGACAAUGCUCACAAACAGAGAGUAGCCGAGGUGCUGAACGACCCUGAGAGCAUCGAGAAAAGGCGGAGCCGAGAGAGCCUCAACGUUGACGUGGUAAAGUACGAGAGUGGCCCUGACGGAGGAGAGGAAGUGAGUAUGAGCGUAGAGUGGAACGGGGAUGGCACUGGAUCUUUAAAACGCAGUGGUUCCUUUAGCAAACUCCGGGCUUCCAUUAGACGCAGCAGUGAGAAGCUGGUUAGAAAGCUGAAGGGAGGAAGUUCACGAGAGAGUGAACCAAAGAAUCCUGGCAUGAAGCGUGCCAGUUCUCUGAAUGUUCUUAACAUGGGCGGCAAGGCUGCUGAAGACCCUUUUCAAGAACGAAAUAAAUCUCUGACAGACUCGAGAGUCCUGAGUGCCAGUCAAAGUGACUUGGCUCACUAGGGCUCUUGGAGAGACGCUAGCUAAAACUCCCUGCCAACACAGCGCCCUGAGCCUCUCGCCCUCCAGUUCCUCAUCUCGGGGCGGAACGGCAUUCUAGACUCUAGACUCCUGAGCACCGGAUGGCCAUUUUUCCUUUUCAGACCAGCAUAUUUUUAAUUUUAGUAGUAGUACGUAGUUCCUUUCCUUAAAGAGAUUCCCUCUUUGAGUUCUGCUUCACCAGGCCAGCUGCUCUCCACGCCGCUCCCAUUGAAACCUGAACUAACCGAUCUGAGUAGUGAAGACCCACAGAAGUCUCUAGCCAACAUUUAAAAACUACCCAGUCCCCAAGGAAUAUCGAGGGGGGCUAGAUUUCCCACCCACCGCAGCCCAGAUGGAAAAGACGCGCCGUAAAUGGAGGCGGGGGCUCUCCAGAGGACUGUUUGAACUGCGGGAGUUUUCUGCCGCAGAUGGUUAUGGUCUUUGAAACGCUCGUCGGUGCGGCUUCCAUCCCCCGCUUCUCAAAUGAAAUGAGUCCCAUGCGUUCGCUGGGUAUGAGAGAGUGCAGAACGUGGUGCCUCAAGACCGGCUUGGGGAUAUGCAGAGGUGGAGUUUGGAGGGAGGAGGCCGUUAGGGAGACCCACGGGAGGAACCCAGAUCUGUGGAGCUAGAGUUCGGCACCAGAUUGAGAGAGAGAGAGAGAAAGAGGUUGCAACUUGUCACUUCAUCUUUUCUCUUUAUAGAAAACUUCUGUCUGAUGUCCUGUAAACUGCAGACGGCCAAAACGGCAGUUACAGAACAGAAAAACAGAAGGCUACUGGUUUUAUCGGCAAGCCGACACACUAAAGUUUAGCAGCAUCUCAUUUGAUGAGGACUAGGUUAAAAAAGAGAGAAAAAGGCUUGGCUUGAUAGAGGGAACGGAUUAUAACCAGCCUCACUGUGACAUUUUGUGAAUUUUUUUCAUGUAGACUCAUUGUAGUUCAAUGAGGUAGCCAGAGACUUACUUGAAAUCUGUUUACUAAGGUGGCUUCUAAAAAAAAAACAACAACCAAAGUGGUUUGGGUUGGUUAUGUAGUGUAGAGCUAUGUUCCAAGCAUACAUUCCAAGUGCUUAGUACAGUGCUCUGCACAUAGAAAGUGCUCAAUAAAUACUAUUGAAUGAAUGAAUAAAUAGAGCUGUUGUAGGCCCCGCUAAAAAUGAUGUUGCUGCUAAUAUGUGGUUUACUUUUAAGGUAGAGUAGAGCACUUUAUUGAGGAGAGCCCCAAGAGAGCAAAUUAUUUUUAGUUCACAAGUAUACUAUACUAGUCUUUUCAAGAGUUAACUGAUGUUAAACACUAUUUUAACCUCACUUAUAAACUGUCUAACCUUGUUAUACAAAGAUUAUAUGUUCAUGGGUAUGUGUGUGUGUGUAUAUACAUAUAUAUAAAUUCGGUUAGACAUAUACACACCCAGACAUACUAAAUAAAACCUAAGCUGUUCAUCUUGUACAAGCAGAUUCCAUGGAAAUGUUGCUAUUGAAACAGGAAGGUUGACAUUGGUGGUGGUCAUUAAUUUUCGAUUCCAGUGGUCAUCUCAGAAGAUGACGAUCUUGUCCAGCUCUCUUUGCUACUUGUUAGAGACCUGGAACUCCGAUUCCAACUAGAUUUUUGCUUCAAAGUCUUCGGGGGCCCCGGACCCAGUUUUUCAGAAGUGGGAAAGGGGAACUGGGUUCCCCUAGAUUGGCUCUCUGAUAGCAAUUCUCCAAGCAUUUCUAAUGUGCAAAGUCACCGUUAAUGUCGAUAGGAACGAUGCACUUGAAGAAGGCGCUUUGGGACCGACACGCCAGAAAAGCACCCGAGGUAGGGGCUGACGGCUGGCAGAGAAGUAACGGGGGGUGGAAUGAGUUCCCGAGGGGCCCGGCGCAGAGCAGCUAGGGGGUACCUGGUGGAGAACAACCAGAGGAAGCCCUACCGGAGGACCCGAGUUCUGCUUCUAGCCUGGCAUCCGGUAUGGAAGGCGCUCGCCGGACGCCAGAGGUUUAAACCCAUGAUGCCAGCACUCAACAGAUACUGCAACGAACCGGCAUUCUGCCGAAUCUGCCCAGAUUCCUUCCCCACCUCCUAGCGACCAAUGGAGCCUGCCCAGUCAGCAUGUCUCCCGACAGAAGUUACCCACCGAGUGGAGCCCCAGUGGGAGGUGUGCGUCACUGAGCCGGGGCCCGUUCUCCAGAGAAUGGAUCCGCUAAAGGGAAUCUGGGACCCAACGGAGUCACCUGUCUGGUUUUGGCAAAAGGCUCUGGGAAGCUUUUUUUUUUAAAUUAGAGAAUUUUUACCGUGUUUAGGGUGAACGUAGAAGGCUGGAAAAGCGGAGCUGCCGGCCAGGUUAGCUGAGAAGGGCGGGGGCGAUCGGAUUGGGAUCGGGGUAUCUGAUAUCUGAUAAGGUUGAGUUAUUAAGUGGUUUUGGUAACUAGGUCAGGAAGCUGCUAAGAGUAUUUCAUCAUAGGUCAAUUUGUAUAGGAAUAUCAGGAGGUCUCAAUGAUAAUGUUUACAGCUUAGGGGGAAAGAAAUGUUUUACACUGUAUGCACAGGUCAGAAACUAGCUUAGGCGUGAGGUGACUGUGAAACUUUGCACUUACUGUUUUCAACGCACCAACAUCUUCUAGAGGGAGCGAUAAUGUGCACUAGAACCCUUAAAAGUCAGAAGACUUGCUCUGCCCCCUACCCAGGCAAAAACGGCCAAGGUGGAGAGGGCUGAAAUCCACUCUAUAGGAGGUUCUUAGGGAGGGAGUCGGCUAAAUUUGCCCAAACUCCCAUUCAGUCUAUAGCAUCUCCUUCCACCCCUUCAAGAAGAGCAUUUUGGGGGGCCUGUAAGGGAGACUCAAGCUGAAAUGAAAACUAGCGUAUUCUGCCUCCAUCCCCGUCAGCCAGGGUAGGAAGUUUAUUCAAUAACAAAUGCAUAUCUACCCGUGUUAGUGUUUAAGUCUAAUAUUCCUUAGACUCCCAAGUGUUGGUAUAAAAUUUUUUAUUUUGUUCAUCUCUCGUAAGACAGGUAGCAAAUCCCACAGUGAAUAGCCAGAGGGUAAACUGGUCUCUUCUUAAAAACGGAAGCAGCUUAUUCUAUCUGCACUUUCCCCAGUCAGCAGUGUCAAAGCUGAGCAUUAAUGGUUUUGUGCCGUGCAGUGUGUGUUCCGUUUCCAGACGCCUGCCUUAGAUGUCUACUACCUGCUUAAUUUGUUGGAGAGGUGGUUUAUCUGUGAGCUUUUGAACCCAUUUGCCUAAGUAACCAAUUUGCAGUUCUUGCUGCAUUGCAAAAAAUAAACAGAUUUGGUUUUCUAGA
This is a messenger RNA of Ornithorhynchus anatinus (platypus), 5367 nucleotides long. It is a transcript of the gene KLC1, whose product is annotated as kinesin light chain 1. The transcript has 16 exons. Gene Ontology annotation, biological process: axo-dendritic transport. Gene Ontology annotation, molecular function: kinesin binding. The record is from RefSeq and is a predicted model, not a curated record. The coding region runs from base 163 to 2076 and encodes 637 amino acids. Gene Ontology annotation, cellular component: kinesin complex; cytoplasm; membrane-bounded organelle. Lineage: Eukaryota; Metazoa; Chordata; Mammalia; Monotremata; Ornithorhynchidae.